Drosophila willistoni is the source of this 3371-nucleotide messenger RNA. RefSeq names its product protein numb (gene numb). The record is from RefSeq and is a predicted model, not a curated record. NCBI's taxonomy places the organism in Eukaryota, Metazoa, Arthropoda, Insecta, Diptera, Drosophilidae. The transcript has 4 exons. Bases 739 to 2424 code for a protein of 561 amino acids.
AAUUUGAACCGCCGUAUCGAGCAAACCGUCGUUUCCCAAGUCGAAGUAAACGCGCGCCGUGGGUACCGUCGUCGUCGUCGUCAGUCUGGUGCUGCUGCUGCUGCCCUGUCCCAAAUGUCCGCGUUCCAAUAAAAUAAAAGAAUCACAUUUCUUCUAUAUAGUUAAUAGUAUUAGUUAAAUCAGGGGGAUCGUCUGGUUUCAUUAUCGUUUCGUUUCGUUUUCGUGGUGCGUUGUGUUUUGGUGCUGGUGCAGAAAAAAAAGAAGCAAAGUAUCAAAAAAAAAGAAGAGAAAAUAAAAAAAAAAUACAUAAAUUAAACGUUGGCAAAAAAUUAUAUUCAAGUUGAUUAUAUAAGGCCGUAACCGUAACCAGAUUUUUAUACACCAAAAAUUCUUGACCGGAUUUCUCUACAUUUGGAUAAAAAACAAAAACUCCCUCCAUCUCUUACUACGUCAUAUUUGCUUAUAUAUCUGUACUAUACAGGUACAUAUAUACGAAUAAAUGAUUGCUGGGGUCCCAUAUCGAGUGAUCAAUUUAAUUUAAUCAAAGUCCAUAACUCAAAUUCAAUGAACAAAUAAAUUUGCGCGCUCCUCCAAUCAAUAAAACUAUCAAUAGAAUUGCAAUUGAAAAACAAUAGCAAAUAGCGAAAAGUAAAAACUUAAAUAACCAUCUGGGCAACACAAAUUUAAAAGUUGUAACGGUUAUUCUCAGCAUUUUACUCACGGAAACCAGUUUAAACCAUGGGAAACUCAUCGUCACACACGCACGAACCACUCGAGCGCGGCUUCACACGCGGAAAAUUCGGUGAUGUCAAGAAUGGGAAAUCGGCCUCAUUUCGGUUUAGCAAGAAAUCACCUAAGAAAAUGGAUCGUUUGCGACGCUCCUUUCGCGAUUCGUUUCGCCGUCGCAAGGAUCGUGUGCCAGAGUCCUCGAAGCCACAUCAAUGGCAGGCCGAUGAAGAGGCCGUUCGUUCGGCCACCUGUUCUUUUUCGGUUAAGUAUCUUGGCUGUGUUGAGGUCUUCGAGUCACGCGGCAUGCAGGUCUGUGAAGAGGCCCUCAAGGUUCUAAGGCAAUCUCGUCGACGUCCUGUGCGUGGUCUUCUUCAUGUCAGUGGCGAUGGCCUUCGUGUGGUAGAUGACGAGACAAAGGGCCUGAUAGUGGAUCAAACCAUCGAGAAGGUCAGCUUCUGUGCACCGGAUCGCAAUCACGAGCGUGGUUUCAGCUACAUAUGCCGCGAUGGCACCACCCGUCGAUGGAUGUGUCAUGGGUUCUUGGCCUCAAAGGAUUCUGGCGAACGUUUGUCCCAUGCGGUUGGAUGCGCUUUUGCUGUUUGCUUGGAACGCAAGCAACGCAGGGACAAAGAGUGCGGUGUCACAAUGACCUUUGACACCAAGAACUCGACAUUCACACGGACUGGGUCGUUCCGUCAGCCAACAUUGACCGAGCGACUGGCCAUGGCCACAGCGGGUACCCAUGAGCGAAGCGUCGAUGGUCCACCCUCCUCAUCAAUGCCAGGACCACCGGCUGCCACAGUGAAACCAUUUAAUCCUUUUGCUAUUGAACGACCACAUGCCACACCAGUCAUGCUGGAGCGUCAGGGUUCAUUUAGACUAAGCACAAUUGGUAGUCAGUCGCCGUUUAAGCGUCAAAUGUCGCUACGGGUCAAUGAUCUUCCGUCCAAUGCUGAUCGUCAGAAGGCUUUCCUGGCGGCCGCUUCGGGUAAUCCACUGCAUACUCCAUUGCGCAGUGUCUCGCCCAUAGCUGAGGUUUCGCCAGCCAAAUCGACCGGCGAUUCUAGUGCAGCCGCCGCAGCUGCUGACUCAGUGAGUCAACUUUGCCAGGAACUGAGUCAGGGCCUGUCGCUUCUCACCCAAACCCAUGCCCAAUUAGUGGCCGAAGAUGAUCUGAAUUUUAAUAACAAUCGCAGUAUCAACCAGAAUAUCAUAGCCGCCGAGAAGCAUCAAGUAAUCUCGUACAAUGUCACGCCCACAGCUCAGGUAACCCCUCGUGUAGUUAGCACAACGCCGACUUAUCAGACCCUUACCUCACAGUCCCCAACGCGCUCCGAUCAGAGCAUGGAGUCAUCCACUGACUUGCCCAAUGCUGAGCAAUGGCUGGGUCAAGUAGUCCGCAGUACCUCACCAGCUGCACCGUUGAAACGGCCAACCUAUCUGGCCAAUGUCGGCAGGGCGCAGACUUUGGCUGCCAGCGCAGUUCCAGCUUCCAAUAGCAGCGGCGGCGGUGGUGGACCCGAUGAUCCCUUCGAUGCCGAAUGGGUGGCCAAUGUGGCGGCUGCCAAACAGAUGUCACCCGAUUUGCCUAACAACUCUAUCACAGGAACACGUUCACCGCUAGCCAGGCAUAGUACCAAUCCGUUUAUCUCACCGCCCAAGGCGCCAGCGCAAUCAUUCCAAGUGCAGCUGUAAUAGCACACACACACACACACACACACAGAGACACAAACCGAUUAAAUGAGGUUAAAAGCAAGUGGGCUGGGCAAUGGGGGCAAAGUGUGGUUCACUUCAAAAAAAAUCCAUCAAAAAAUUUUAGUGUAAAAUGAUGAGGAAUAUAUAAGUAGUUAAAGAAAUGGAUACCAGGAUACUUAACGCAAACAUAAACUAAAUGUUUAACUAUAUACAUACAUAUACCGUUACUUAUACGCAUAAAAGUACAGUACACACACACACACUCACACACACACACAACCACACACAAUAAUGGCGCUUAGCAUAAGGAAAAGACUUGAAAUGCUUCUACUUAAAAUGAAAAAAACUUAAUGCGAUAUACUAAAUGCCAGCACCGGAAGGGGUCAAAGAGAGAUCCAUAAUGAGAAAAAUAGACAUAAAAUUAUUCAAUUUCAAUCAAAUUUUCAAUUUAAACAUUUAGCUCAGUUAGCUAAAGUGCUAAAGAAAAUGUAAGACUUUUAACCAGUCGAAACAAAUACCAUAAAUAGAUUUAAUAGAUCGUGUACUGAACCAACUUAGACUCACAUUCCUUCUAUUUACCCUUUAUGCGAUCUCUCUCUCUAAGCCCCAACCAAAAACCAAAUUGACCAAGCUACCAAGUUACCCACAAAAUAAAGACCACCCAUAAAAAAAAAUUUAAAUCGAGUGCACUUCUACUAUAUAUAUAUAAUGUCUGUAUUAUAUUUCGAUAAUAUCCUCCUUCCAAUUACUUGUUGACUCACCUAAACAAUUUUCCAACUAUUAAAUUUAAAUUUUAUAUUGUAUCUUAGGGCCAUUAUUACAAUUUUGUGUCUGUUAGUAUUUCAUUAUUAUUUUUUUUCUUGAUUUUAUCAAAUUUCUAAUUUAAUUUAAUUUAAUUUUUAAAUCUGUACAAAAUGUAUUAUACUUAAAUUAUAAGCAUAAUUUAA